Molecule: messenger RNA, 1430 nt
Organism: Cryptococcus deneoformans JEC21
Lineage: Eukaryota; Fungi; Basidiomycota; Tremellomycetes; Tremellales; Cryptococcaceae
Product: GPI-anchor transamidase, putative
Exons: 5
Coding region: 12-1259 (415 amino acids)
Biological process (GO): proteolysis; protein localization to cell surface; attachment of GPI anchor to protein
Cellular component (GO): GPI-anchor transamidase complex
Molecular function (GO): GPI-anchor transamidase activity
Source: RefSeq, a predicted model, not a curated record
UCUUAUUCAAAAUGCGUUUAUCCCGUAUCCUCACUGCUAUAUCCCUCCUGCUAUCGCCAUUAAUAUCCUCUCUUCCCCACGAACAGCUCGAUCCUCAGCUAUCCAACCUUUUUGGAAAUGACACCACGACAGACGGGCAUACCAAUAACUGGGCUGUGCUAGUCUGCAGCUCUCGGUACUGGUUCAACUAUCGUCACAUGGCCAACACACUCGCAAUGUACCGAACCCUAAAACGUCUCGGUCUUCCAGAUUCCAACAUCAUCCUCAUGCUAGCCGACGAUGUGGCCUGUAACGCACGCAACGCCUUCCCUGCGACAGUCUACGCCAACGCCGGAAAAAUGCUGGAUCUGUACGGAGAAGGGAUAAAGGUUGAUUACAAAGGGUAUGAGGUAACAGUGGAGAGCUUUUUAAGGUUAUUGACAGGCCGGCAUGAUGCUACGGUUCCGCGCUCGAAACGGUUAUUGAGCGAUGCGUCGUCGAAUGUGUUCAUCUAUAUGACUGGUCAUGGAGGAAAUGAGUUUCUCAAGUUUCAGGAUAAUGAAGAGGUUUCGGCGUAUGACGUUGCGGACGCUAUCGAGCAAAUGUGGGAGAAGAGAAGAUAUAACAAGUUGCUUUAUGUGAUUGAUACCUGUCAAGCAAACACAAUGUACUCCAAGUUUUAUUCUCCCGAAAUCAUCGCUACGGGAUCUUCAUCUUUGGGCGAAAGCUCGUACUCCCAUCACAAUGACAUGGAUAUCGGCGUCGCAGUCAUUGACAGCUUUACCCACAACGUCCUUCAAUAUCUCGAGACAGUGGGCAAGACUUCACGUAACAGUCUUCAGGAAUUCUUCAACACGUAUGAUCCUGCCAAAAUCUUUUCUCAUCCUGGAAUAUCAACUUCCCUGAGCAGUGUCCCUCCGGAACAAAUCCUUAUUACAGACUUUUUCGGAGCUGUAGCUCGAGUUGAAAUAUCGCCCCAAAGUGCAGAGCUGCCCUUGGAAUCUCGACUAAUAGCUUCCAAAGAUGGUUGGGAGCAUACGAGCUUGAGUAUCAACGAUGGUAGUCUUACGGAGGAGAUACCCGAAGUGUUACCUAGGAAGAUAGAAGGGACCAAGAAAGGCAAUGGGGAGUGGAAUCGGCCUCUUGUGGAUAAAACGAGUGAAUGGGGAUUCUUGCCUCCAUACCUUAUCGGAGUCGUUUCGUUCAUUUGGCUUUAUAUCUCGUUGGGGGAUAAGGAAGACAAGGAUGACAGUGAAGAAGUAAGGGAGGAGGAACUUUGAAAGGGAAAAGGACGGUCGGGAAGCAGGCGUUCUUUGGGGGAGCAGCUUUGUUUCCUGGGUAUACACCUUACUGGGAGACAAAUGAAGAGCUUCGGAUAAUUAUCUAGAUAGUAGACCACAUUCACGUUGUAUCAAUAUAACCCAUGUAUAUCCAUUUUGCAUUGAGCUUUU